UGACUGCUAUUUUUGAGUUUUGAUUGUUUUAUACAUAUUUUAAAACUAUAAAAGUAAAAAUGUUCGAAAAAAGUUUAACAAAUAUUUAUAAAUGUUACAAAUCAAAAUGAGAAUUUAAAUAGUGUUUUGAUAUUUGUGAAAAAUAAUUCAAAUUAGUACCAUUAUUAAUUGGAUGCACAAAAAUAAACCUGCUUCUUAUAAGCUACUUUAAGGCCGACGUGAAAUAAUGUCGUGGCCCACUACAUGGAACACUGCAACUUCAUGGCCGGUGAAUCAAGCAUCAACAACCGUAAAUACUGCGGCAAUAGUGCCAAAUGCGGUCACAAAUCCAGUACCAACACCUGGUACUAUAACUGUAAACCCGACACAAUAUACAGCUGAACAAUGGGCAACGAUGCAACAACAAAAUUGGCAACAAUGGAUGCAAUGGCAACAGCAAUAUCAGCAAUGGCAACAACAAUAUGGUGAACAGUAUCAGAAAUCAAUGAGUGCAUUACAAACAGCUGCACAAACUACGACACCUGUUGUACCUCCGACAAUACUUCCAACGCAAGCACUUCAAACGACUCCGGUCGUUGCGCCAGUUCAACCUCCCCUUCCAGUUGCACCAGUAGCUCAACCAUUUGCAACACAACCACCAUUGCCAUUUGCAACUACAGUUGCCCCACCACCACCCUUACCUGAAACUAAACCUCCACCCCCACCUGAACAACAACAAACAACAACUUUCAAUUAUUCUCAGCCUCCACCCACAAUGAAUAUGCAAUCCUUAAAUUUUAAUAAACCUCCCCCUAGUGUUAAUACUUCAAUGUACUCUAAACCACCCCCUCCUAUUGCUCCAAAUUCUGGAUCCAAAGGUGAUCAAACAAAUAAACCACCACCUAGUUUAUUAUCUUUAAAAGUUGAUAAACCUGCGUUUGAUGAUCCACAAUCAAUGCAAAAUAAACGAAAAAAUAACGAUGAUUCUUACGACGACCCAAGUCCAGUAAAAAAUCCCCGCUUGUCUGCUGGUGGCUCAUGGAAUUCUGAUAAUAAUCAAGACAAAAAAGAUGCUACUCCAAAAAAGAAACCAGCUAACCCGAAUGAAAUCACGGAAGCAGAACGAAAAUUUGAUGAACAAUUUAAAGCUUGGGAAGAACAAUUUAAUAAAUGGAAAGAACAAAAUGCAAAUCAUCCUGAUAAAGCACAAUACAAAGAGUAUGAAGCAAAAUGGGAAGCUUGGCGAAAUCAAUUGUUGGAACGACGUGAACAAAUGCGAAGAAAACGAAUGGGUCUGACUGUUCCAAAGUCCGCUAGUAAAAUAACCCCACCAGGUCUAAUUAAGUCUGAAUUGCUUCAAACAACUAGUGAAAAAGUUGAAACAAAGAAAUCUGAACCUAAAAUAACUAUACUUGAAGACAGAGUUGUGGUUCCCGAAAAGUAUGAUAUCAGUGAACAAAAUAUGCAAAAGUUUGAUGUAUUUAAUGAACCUCCUAAAGAACAACGCAAAAGACGAAAUCGUUUGCUUAAUGAUUCAAUGGAAAGUGAAUGUUCUGAUUUAGAAAUAUCAAAAAGUCAAGAAAAUUUAAAUACUGAAGAAACCACUCCUUCCAAUUUCGAGUUUCUAACAAAAAACGAUGGAGGUAUUCCUGGUUUAGAUCUUGUUGAAAAAGAAGAAGAAAGUAAAGAAAAUUCUACUGAAAAACCAAAAGCACCAGAUUACGAUGCCAUAUCAAGGGGUAUAAAUUCGAUUUUAGGUGAUGAAAAUCUCGUUAAUAUUAUUUCUCUGGUAUCAAAACAAAAGCAAGGACAAGCAGAUAACUUUUCAGCAAGUAAUGUUUCUAGUGGAAUUCCACCGACUAAUUUAUACCAACAUGAUUCAAAUUCAUUUACAUCACUUCAAAAGCCUCCUCCAUUUGACGCAACACGUGAGCCCCCUCCUUUUGGUAUACAUACACCAGGAAACUUCUUUCCUAAUAAUCCUGAUUUUAAUAAACCACCGCCACUGUUUGAUCCAAAAGGUCCACCAGGAAAUAAUUUUGAGUAUGAUCAAAACCAAAGAAAUCGUCCGUUAGGUGUACCGCAUAGUGGCCCACCAUCUCAAGAAAUACGUUCGCUAUUUGACAAUAGAAUGCAAUUUCAAAAUCAAAAUGAUAACAGAUAUUCUGGAAGAAAUAAUUAUUUUGACGGACGACGAUCUCCAUCUCAGUUACAAAGACCACCACCUGUGGAUAAUUUUAUCCAAAGAGAUCAACGAUCAAAUAUAUCACAAGAAUCGCAUAGCCAAGAUAAAGAUAUGUUCAAUCAAUUUACUUCACAAAAUCAAAAUUUGGAUCGAGGACCGUUUGGUGCAAACAAACCACCUUCUCUGUUAGACUUAAAUAUAACAAAACCACCAACUGGAAGUCCCUGGAACAAAAAUGAUAGUUUUAAUCGAUUUGAUGAAGGAUUGUCGGAAGGAGUUUUGAAUCAGGAAGACGAUAGACGAUCUUUCAAUCAAAACACGGAUAAUACUAGACCAGCGUUUAAUAAAGAACGAGAUAAUAUAUUUAAUCAGGAUCGAGUUGGCACUAAGCCAAUGUUUAAUCAAGAUAACAGAGGAAGUAAUAGGCAGUCAUUUAAUGACGAUAGAGAUACUAGACCCCCAUUUGGUCAGAACAGAGAUGGUAACAGACCUUCAUUUGGUCUGGAUAGAGAUAUUAAUAAGCCGCCAUUUGGUCAAGACAAGGAUGUUCAUAUACCAUCUUUUGGUAAAAAUAGAGAUAUCAAUAGACCCCCAUUUGGCCAGGAGACAGGCGGAAUUAGACCAUUAUUUGGUCAAGUAAGGAAUGUUAAUAGACCACCAUUUGGUCCAGAUAAAGAUGGGAAUAAAUCAUCAUUUGGACAAGAUAGAGAAGGAAUUAGACCACCAUUUGAUCAAGAUAGAGAUGGCAAUAGACCUCCAUUUGAUCCGGAUAGAGAUGGCAAUAGACCUCCAUUUGGUCCGGGCAGAGAUGUCAAUAGACCUCCAUUUGGCCUGAACAGGGAUGUUAAUAAGCCACCAUUUGGUCAAGAUAGAGAAGGAAAUAGACCACCAUUUGUACAAAAUAGAGAACAAUUUGGACAAGAUAGAGAGGGAAAUAGACCACCAUUUGCCCAAGAUAGAGAAGGUAAUAGACCACCAUUUUCCCAAGAUAGAGAAGGUAAUAGACCACCAUUUGGUCAAGAUAGUGAUGCUAACAUACCUCCAUUUGGCCAAGACAGAGAUAGUAAUAGACCUCUAUUUGGACAGGACAGAGACAAUAAUAGACCACCAUUUGGUCCUGAUAGAGAUACUAACAGGCAACCAUUCAAUCAAGACAGAGAUUUUAAUAGGCCUCCCUUUAAUCAUGAAAGAGAUUUUAAUAGGCCUCCAUUUAAUCAAGACAAAGGGAAUAUUAGGCCACUCUUCGAUGAUGCUGUACUCAAUCCGGGUAGAGAUGGUAAUCGUGUACCACCAUUAAAUUCGGACAAUAGACAAAUGUUUAAUCAAGAUGCGAUUGUAUCGCUUGAACAGAACAUAUCUGAAAAUUUAUCCUUUGAAGGUGACAAACCUAGAAAUUUAGACGAUGAAAUUUUGGCACCGGCAACAGUAGUCGAUUACAAUCAUAAAUCAUUAUAUCAAGAUGAUGAUAUUGUAUUUAUUGAACCGGUAAUAACAAUUGAUUAUAAUCACAAGUCCAAAAGUAUACCUCUGAGUGAAAGUACAAAACCAUGGCGUGAUAGACCUGGUCAUUAUCCACACGAAGCUGACAGAAAGUUAAGCUCAUAUGAUGCCCGAAGUUGGAGGCAAAGUCCAUAUGAUUAUCGUGGCCGAGAUGCUAUACCUCGUGGUCGUGAUAUAUCUCCAGGUCCACGUGGCCGUAAUAUAUCUCCAGGUCCACGAGGCCGUAAUAUAUCUCCUGGUCCACGAGGCCGCAAUAUAUCACCAAAUUCGAGGAGACGCAUAUCUCCAGGUCCACGUGGCCGCAAUAUAUCACCGAGUCAACGCGGUCGGAAUAUAUCUCCAGGUCCACGUGGUUGGAAUACGUCUCCAGGUCCACGUGGUCGGAAUAUAUCACCUGGUCCUCGUGGUCGAAAUAUAUCUCCAGGUACACGUGACCGUAAUAUAUCUCCACUUCCACGUGGGCGUAAUACAUCCCCAGGACCAUAUUCGAAGCAUUAUGAUGAUUUUGAAAUGGAGAAACGAUUUAGUAAUCGAAGGUCAUAUGGAACACACGAAAAUACACGAAAUUCACCUCUAAUGGAUCGAUAUGAAAGAAAACGUUUUGAUAAUAAGCGUUAUUCGGAAAAUGAGGAUAGUAAUCCAGGGGUUUCUGAGAGUUUAUUCCCUGCUGCUGCAACUAGAGAAAUACAAAAUGAAUUUGGUACAAAAAGUUACAAAGAUAAUGCAAAGAGUUUUGGAGAUAAUUUUAAAAAAUCCUCAAAAUGGGAUGAUCCGUUAGAUAAUUAUACUCAUAAUAAGAAUAACGUAUCGAAAUCGAUUACAGAAAAGGACACGAGUAAAUCAAUAUUACAAAAUGUCACCUUAAUUGAUGAUUUACUAAGUCCACCAGGGCGUAAUGCACGGCCACAUCGUAUUGUAAUUAUAUUACGUGGUCCACCAGGAAGUGGUAAAACAUUUUUAGCAAAAUUGAUUAAAGAUAAAGAGGUAUCACAAGGUGGAUCAGCUCCACGUAUUUUAUCAUUAGAUGAUUAUUUUAUGGUUGAAGUGGAGAAAGAUUCAACUGACCCUGAAACUGGUCGUAAAAUUAAAACAAAAGAAAUGGUUUAUGAGUAUGAACAAUGUAUGGAAAUAGCAUAUUUAUCGUCAUUGGUCAAAGCAUUUAAAAAAACGAUCAGUGAUGGCUAUUUUUCAUUUAUAAUUGUUGAUUGUGUCAAUAAUAAAGUUAAGCAAUAUGAGGAUAUGUGGAGUUUUGCUAAGCAAAAUGGAUUCCAGGUUUAUGUAUGUCAAAUGGAAUUAGAUGUUGCAUCCUGUACUAAACGUAAUAUUCAUGGUCGCACAGAAGAACAAAUUGCCGAAUUAGUUGAUGGCUGGGAACAAACGCCAAGCCAUCAUUUAAUGUUAGAUGCAACAUCUUUAUUACAAGCUGCAUGCAUUUCUGAAGUGGAAAUGGAUGAAGUUAGUGAUGACGAUAAUAUACCUGAAGAGACAGUUUUAAAUGCAGAUAAUGAUGAGGAAGAAGCAUUUGACGAUGAGGCCAUAGGAUACAAAAGUAAAUGGGAAACUAUGGAGCAUAGUUUUGAUAAAUUAGCCCGACUGGAUGGUAUUAAUAAACCAUUACGGCAUUCAACUCAGUCCAUGGAAGAUUAUUUACAAUUGGAUGAUUGGAAAGAACCACAACAACAGCCUGGACGAAAACGGGUUCGUUGGGCUGAUCUUGUUGAAAAGAGAGAACAAGAAAAAAUGCGUGCCAUUGGUUUUGUGGUUGGUCAAACUGAUUGGAAGCGUAUGAUGGAUCCAUCACAGGGUAGCAACGCACUUACACAAACUAAAUUUAUAGAAUCCAUACGUAAGUAUUAGAUAAAAAUAUAGAAAUUAGACUAAUUAGAAACAGAACAAAA
This is a messenger RNA of Chrysoperla carnea, 5562 nucleotides long. RefSeq lists its product as uncharacterized. Lineage: Eukaryota; Metazoa; Arthropoda; Insecta; Neuroptera; Chrysopidae. Gene Ontology annotation, biological process: regulation of telomere maintenance. Gene Ontology annotation, cellular component: nucleus. Bases 227 to 5521 code for a protein of 1764 amino acids. The transcript has 10 exons. The record is from RefSeq and is a predicted model, not a curated record.